UUGUAUAUAUAUAAAAUUAAAAAAUUUUCAGUUUUACUAAAUUCUUGUGAAAUCCAAAUUACAUUUUAUUAAUUAAAAUUAAAAACUUAAAAAAAAAUCAGUCAUGGACUUUACACUUUUAGAUUUUUUAAUUUCAUGUGGAAGUAUUUUACUAGCGGGAUUUUUAAUAUCUGAAAUAUUGGAACGGACAAAAUUAUUGACAACUAGCGAGAAUGAUCCCAUAAAUUCUCCAUUGAAUGUAAUUAUCGAUAGUGGUAUCGAUUGUACAAACCCAGAUGAUAAAUCAGAAUCAGAAUCAGUUGUCGAGGGUUCAAAUCGAUUGCCGAUUGAUAUAGAAACUCGUCGCGUUGCUGUAAUCGAACUUUGCGAGCCAUUAAAAUGGCACGGAUACUCAUCCCAACCAGUUGCCAUGACAAUGACAAACGAUGGAAGCUCAAUUGUAGUACGAAGUUUUUGGUCGAGAGGAGUGCGUCCGCGUAUUGUCGGUGGCCCACUAAAGGGCUCGUAUCAUUUUAACUCAAUAAUAUUAAAUUGGGGAUUAACUGAUGAUAAUGGUAGCCAACAUACAAUAGAUAGCAUGCGAUAUCCACUUGAAAUGCAGUUGGUUCAUAUUAAAGCUGAAUAUGAUAGCCUUGAGGAUGCUAUUGUUUCAAAAAAUAAAGAAUCAGUAGCUAUUGUUUCAUUUUUAUUCGAGAAGGGAGAUAAUGAUAACAGUACCUUGGACCCGAUAAUAACAAAUUUGUCACGUGUCACUGACGCAAACACAAAAGUCUACAUACCUCCAUUCUACCUCGACACUUUAUUUCCAUUAUUCGAAAGCAAAUUCUAUAGCUACAAUGGAUCGUUAGCACAGCCCCCGUACUCUGAAAUAGUGACAUGGAUUAUUCAAUCAAAAUUACUCGGCGUGUCUUCGUUUCAAAUGGCUCAAUUUCGUAAAGUACAUUCAUGUGGUCCAAUAAUUAAUAACCCAAGACCUAAAUUAUUAUUAAAUGAUCGGGAUAUUUAUUUCCACGAAUUAAAUUAAAUUUAAAGUGUACAGACCAUUAUAAAUAUAUAUAUAUGUAUACAUAUUUAUUUUUUUUUAUUAUUAUUACUAUACAUAUAUUAUAUAUAUAGACAAUUCUUUUUUACACUUUAUUUUACUGUACACGAAAAUAAUUACUUUUUUUUUUUUAAUUAAUUAAAAAAAAAUCGAGCGAUGUAUAGAAAAUAUAUGUGCUUUAAAUCAU
This is a messenger RNA of Microplitis mediator, 1229 nucleotides long. Its product is annotated as carbonic anhydrase 1-like. Bases 104 to 1024 code for a protein of 306 amino acids. The record is from RefSeq and is a predicted model, not a curated record. Gene Ontology annotation, cellular component: cytoplasm. NCBI's taxonomy places the organism in Eukaryota, Metazoa, Arthropoda, Insecta, Hymenoptera, Braconidae. Gene Ontology annotation, molecular function: zinc ion binding; carbonate dehydratase activity. The transcript is spliced from 5 exons.